CAUUCGCCCCCCAAAAAAAAAAAAAAAACAUUUAUUAUAUUUACCAAAGCAAGCCACAAAUAUGAUCUGAAUUACUAUUUUCACGCUUUCUCUGAAAUUAAACAAUGAAAAACAGGUUAGGAGAUUCCAUGUCCAAAGCCUCCCACAACUAGUCUCAAUGGCUUCAAAGUUGGAAGUGCCAGUUUUCACCAACACCAACUUGGGCACUCGGGUUGCCAUGGCGGUCCCUCCAGACAUCACAGCAGCUGAUUUCAAGACCUUUUGGUUUCCCAAAGGCCCAACUGGGAAAGAAUGCAUUUUUAUGCGUUUCCUUCUCACUUGAUGGUUUCAGUUGUCUUAUUCAGCUUCUGGGGUGAGCUUCUGCGAUGGGUUUUAGCAGAAAUGGGUCUCUCUACUGAUAUUUUUCUAACCCAGCAAAGGGGUUUUUUUUAGUGUUUUCAUUUCUAUUUUUUAGAAGGAAAAAAAAAAAAAAAAAAAAAAAAAAAGAACUUCUUACUGUUUGCAAUUUUUUCUCAUUAUUAUUUUUUUCUAAAGUAUUGCUGAUUUGAGUGCCAUGAAGUUCCUAUUGGACUAAAUAGUUGAUGUAGUCUAAGCAUGCUGAUUGUAGCCCAAUAUAUAACUCAACCAAAGCCGAAACUAAGUGAGCAGUCCAUUUAUUUCCAGCCAGCUGGUGCCAAUGUGGGGAACUUGAGAGAGUGCACCUCAAAUGUUUCCCAAAAUCAGGAGAAAUUGAAGUUUGUGGACUUAUGGUAAAGCGAAAAUCAUGCUUCUAUCACCUGCCUGAUUCAAUGCCCAUGAAGUUGGCAUUCCAAGGAGUGAGAAGAACAUGGUUUCUUCAUGUAGAAGCAAGAAGUUUGACCAAUUUCAAUAGACCAUCGUUACCUCAAUUUGUGGCUACAGAUGUUGGUUAUGUAUCAAGUCCUGGUAAGGGCAAGAGAGAAUGCAAAGAAAAAGAAAUUGGAGAAAAGGGAUUGCAGUUUCAUGAACUUUCAUUAGAAAGGCUUCAGAGACCUCUCAAUGUUUCAGAGGAAAAGAAGAAGAAUAAGAGAGAAACAAAAAACUGCUACUUUGGUUACAAGACAAAUGGAAAUGGGUUUGAAUGCAUUGGUGCAAACAAAAAUACUUUAGUUCCAACUGCCAAGAGUGUUUGUGAGCACCCUGCAUCUGCAGAAAAUGUUGAGCCUAGAGAGGAAUGGGCUUCUAGAUCAAUGGUAGAGGCUCCAAGUGAGAUGUCAUCAGAAACAAAAUCUGUUACCAGUAUCAUUAACAGAUACUUUCCAAACUUCAAGGAAGAUAGCAAUUUUAUAAGCCCUACAAGUUCUGAGGUAACAUCUAGAGCCAACAAGCCUUGCAGGGAAGAACGUUUGACUAACUGCUCAAGCAUUCAAGUUGAUUCCUUUCCUCAGUAUUCUAGAAAAGGCUCUUCUUAUUUGCUUCCUUCCCCACCAUCAACCAAAACUGGUCAAGGAGCAAGGUAUAACUUCAAUAGACCUGAAGUGGGGAAACGCCUUGUCAUGGCUUCAGGUAAUCUCGGCAUUUCUCCAAGUAAGCAGAAAACUGCAAUCUAUCUCUGCCGCAUGAAAGAUGGAAAAGUUUUGGGUCUCAACUCAAGUUCAGUAGUUAAACAACCACAGUUUGAGAUAAGUGACAGUGAUGAAUGAACAGUUCCAGAGUGUAUCCUGGUGAACUGAGACAACUGUGCAUUAUAAUGUCAUGCUCUUACAACAGAAGUUCUACUCUGUCUAGCUUCACAAUAUCAAUGGAUAACCUGAAUGCACUGUAAUUGAUUAUUUGGAGUGGCCGAUUUGUGGAGAAAUGGAGGAUUGGAAGAGCUUUCUCUCAAGCAAGAUCAGAGGUGUGAACAGUCUAGAAUCCUUUAACUUUCAAUACAAAGUUACAUCCAGAUCAUUGUCGUCAUUUUUGGUCUUUUUAUAAAUUUGAUGCUGUUAUCUUUUCCUGGAAACAGAGUAAACAAGGGUAUGAGUUAACAUGAUAACAUUCAACAUAGCCAAAAGAAAAAGAAAAAGAAAAAGAAAACAAUCCAAGAAAUAGAACGGUUGAUCCUCGCGGAGAUUUUCAAUUUUUUUUUGAGAUUGUGAUAGUUUUGAUAAUGGGAUGGAACUAAAACCUCCUGUUCGUGAAUGCUUCUGAUUUUUAGAUUCUAAAAAGUGUAAAGAUAUAAUAGCUUAACAAAUUAUUUCCAUUUGCACAA
Messenger RNA from Ziziphus jujuba (common jujube), 2212 nucleotides. RefSeq lists its product as uncharacterized. The coding region runs from base 747 to 1661 and encodes 304 amino acids. Lineage: Eukaryota; Viridiplantae; Streptophyta; Magnoliopsida; Rosales; Rhamnaceae. The record is from RefSeq and is a predicted model, not a curated record. The transcript is spliced from 4 exons.